This is a messenger RNA of Helicoverpa zea (corn earworm), 1276 nucleotides long. Its product is annotated as UPF0764 protein C16orf89 homolog. Bases 50 to 1195 code for a protein of 381 amino acids. Gene Ontology annotation, cellular component: membrane; cytosol. NCBI's taxonomy places the organism in Eukaryota, Metazoa, Arthropoda, Insecta, Lepidoptera, Noctuidae. The record is from RefSeq and is a predicted model, not a curated record. The transcript is spliced from 6 exons.
ACGUCUUCGCGAAAUGAUCAAUCCGUUAUAAGAAUCAAAAUCAAUUACCAUGAUCCGUGUAUCUACUGUGAUUAUAUUUGUAGUUUUAACAACAAUUGUUUCUUCGUCAAAAGUUAAUUCCACAGAUAAACGAAGAGAAAUAAUAGCGAAUUUACCUAAGCUGGAGGAUUUAGAGACAUAUUUGUCGGGGUUGGAAAAAGCGAUUGAGUUUUGUUUACAACAUAAACUUUAUGUGGACUUGAAUUUGGAGUUUGGGUUGUUUCUAAUGGACGUGAACUUAAAAGAUAUUUUAUUGAAGAAACGGGCCCAUAUACCAGCAAAGUAUCGCUUUCGUUUAGAACAGCUGCUAAUAAAGACAGAAGUACUGUCUGAGUAUUUUCAUUUCAUGGUCAAAAAAUUGAAAAAAGACAAAACGAAAUAUCCUCAGCACGCUCAGGAUAUAAAAAUAACUGAGAUGUUUUGGAACAAGACCACGUGGUCUGUACCUUCAGUACCGUUCAAUAUAGAACUGUUGAAACAAACGAAGAUCUACACUGCCGAGCAGUUGGAGAAAAUAUACGGCAAAUGGGAUACUUAUGUCGCUAAUAUCAAUGACUUUGAAAAAUAUACGCCUACCCCAAUGGAAUCAGAUGGUUGCUUAGAAAACAUAGCUCGCGUUCCUGCACAUCGUUCAAGAAGAAUUAUGCCGAGUUGCUUAACCCACCCCCGGUGCAAAGUCACUUUGACGAAAGGCAGCGACUUCGGCUAUGGUUUGUCACAUAGAAUUUUGUUUAUGGCGGCCGCUCGUUUUUCCCGAAGGUGUACGGUAUUUUCCGAAGAAGAGGACAAGCAAAUAAUGGAUAAAUUCUGUAUGAGGUCUUUCAAUGAAGCUCAGUACAUUGCAUCUAACAGCUUUCUAGUGCCAGAUCUCAUGCUUGAACAGAUAGCCCUCUGCGGCCUGUUUGGGCACGUUCAAUUUUUCCACAACAGAUGGUUAAAAAGCCUCAUGCAAUUCCAAACGGCAGUAGGAUGUUACUCGGAGAAGAUUGGAGAAGAUUCUUUCCAAUCAACUGAUGUUAAAGAAGAUGAAAAGGAGGAGUGGACUAUUGCAAAUAGUAAUCCUGUCAUGAAUGGACAAUGCAACCCGCAUCUUACCGCAGUGGCUGCCGCGUCACUCAGUCAAGCCGUCAGAUAUAUUUUAGAAACAUACUUUUGAAUGAAACGAAGUACUUUCAUUGUGAUCUCAGGAUAUAGCCGGCUAAAUUCAUUUUUUUUCAGUUUAUAAACGCUUAACAAA